GUUUCAUGAGUCAGGAGUCUUUUAAAAAAAUGUCUUUACUACGGUGACCCUGGAACUUGCCCAACCUGUAUGGAAGUUUCAGGGUUUCAAUUAUUCUCAGCACAUGACAUAGUUUCCUUCUGGUUCUAUGAGAGUUUAUCUCACUCACAGGUGGAUCACUCAAUAUCAUGAAACUUUUUCUCAGAGAUACAUUGUUUCAUUAUCAUGUUCCACUUUUAGCUUCAUUUCUGUUUUUUUUAGGUCUCACUGCUAGUUAUUUAAAGUGCCUUCCAUGGCUCGCUUACUAACUUCUUCAUCUGCCUUGAGAUGGGGGACAGUAACGUCCUCUCAGUCAGUUCUGCUAAGAGCAUACAGCUCAGGGAGCUCCGAUACAGAGUAUCUGCGCAGAAGCAUUGUUCCAACUAUGCACUUCCAGAAAAGCCUGCCAAGGCUGCCAAUUCCUAAACUUGAAGACACUAUAAAGAGAUACUUGAAUGCACAGCGACCUCUGCUGGAUGAUGUUCAGUUUAAGAAAACUGAGCAGCUGGCCUUGAACUUUCAGAACGGUGUUGGAAAGCAGCUGCAUGAAGAGCUAGUGCAGCAGGACAAACAGAACAAACACACAAGCUAUAUCUCUGGUCCUUGGCUUGAUAUGUAUAUGUGCGCCCGUGAUUCCGUCGUUCUGAAUUUUAACCCCUUUAUGUCUUUCACACCUGACCCAAGGCCAGAUUAUAACAGGCAGCUGAUCAGAGCCACAAACAUGACCGUUUCUGCCAUGCGUUUUUUAAAGUCCUUGAGAGCUGGGAAUUUGGAACCUGAAAUCUUCCAUUUAAAUCCAGCAAGAAGUGACACACUGACAUUCCGGAAAUUAAUCCGGUUUGUGCCCGCCUCUCUUUCCUGGUAUGGUGCAUAUAUGGUGAAUGCAUAUCCUUUAGACACGUCGCAAUAUUUCCGUCUUUUUAACUCUACUCGCAUUCCAAAACCUAACAGAGAUGAACUUUUGACAGAUGAAAAGGGUAGACACUUACUGGUUCUAUGGAAAGGGAACUUCUAUGUAUUUGAUGUCAUAGACAGAGAUGGAAAUAUAGUGAAGGCAUCAGAAAUCCAGGCACACCUUCAGCACAUUUUGUUUGAUACCACCCCGACCCCAGAAUUCCCACUAGGAUAUUUGACCAGUGAGGAGAGGAACACAUGGGCAAUUCUAAGGCAGCAAUUGCUGGAUAACGGGAAUGAAGAGGCUCUGGCAAAAGUAGAUUCUGCUGUGUUUUGCUUAUGCCUGGAUGAUUUCCCUAUUAAAGAUAGUGUUCAUUUGUCACACAAUAUGCUGCAUGGUUCUGGUCUGAAUCGCUGGUUUGACAAGUCAUUCAGCAUUAUUAUGACUGAAGAUGGGACAGCCGCUAUUAACUUUGAACACUCAUGGGGAGAUGGAGUUGCUGUGUUAAGGUUCCAAAAUGAGGUUUUUAAGGACAGCACACAGAGGCCAGCAAUAUCUCCAGAGUCAUGUUCUGCUCCUGUGGACUCAAGCAAAGCAGUUCAGAGACUGAACUUUAACUUAGAUGACUCUUUGAAAGCUGCAGUAACAAAUGCCAAAAAUAAGUUUGACACUUCUGUAAAUGCACUAUCCAUUGCAAUGAUGGAGUUCAAGAAAGGAGGAAAAAAGUUUCUCAAGACACAGAAGCUGAGCCCUGAUGCUAUUUUGCAGCUGUCCUUUCAGAUGGCUUUUCUGAGACAGUAUGGCAAGACAACGACCACAUAUGAAGCCUGCAGCAAUGCAGCAUUUAAACAUGGUCGCAUAGAGACCAUUAGGCCAGCUUCCAUAUAUACUAGGAAGUGUUCGGAGGCAUUUGUUAUGCAUCCCUCGAAGUAUAGCCCAGCAGAGCUCCGCAGCAUGCUCCAGGAAUGCUCAAAAUACCACAGACAACUGACCAAGGAAGCAGCGAUGGGUCAGGGUUUUGAUCUGCAUUUAUUUGCACUGAGAUACUUGGCAUCAAGCAAGGGGCUUUCACUUCCUGAAAUUUACCAGGACGUCCCAUAUGCACAGAUUAAUCAUAUCAUUCUAUCCACCAGCACACUCACCAGCCCUGCUCUACAGAAUGCAGGCUUUGCACCAGUAGUGCCGGAUGGGUUUGGAGUAGCAUACUUUGUACAUGAUGAUUGGAUUGGCUGCACAGUUUCUUCAUAUCCGGAGUGUGAUGUGAGACAGUUUGUGCAGUGUGUGCAUCAAUCCCUGGAUGACUUCUUCAGUGUUCUGCAAGACAAACCCUUGAAAUAAUGCAGUUUGGAAAGAAACAUUUCAUGAAUGUCUGCAUACCAGAAAAUGACAGGUCACUCAAGAUAUUUGAUUUGGUUUGAUUUUUUUUUUUUGAAAGAGAAAAUACAUCCUUAUAUUUAUAUUGAGCUUUCCAUUAAUUUCCCUUCAUUUUCAGUAAGGCAUAACUAACUUUGCACACAGGUUUUUUUUGUAUCAUGGACAGCACCACUCACGGUUUUUCUUUCCUUUAAAAAGCCUUUAUUAAG
Molecule: messenger RNA, 2496 nt
Organism: Xenopus laevis (African clawed frog)
Lineage: Eukaryota; Metazoa; Chordata; Amphibia; Anura; Pipidae
Gene: cpt2.L
Product: carnitine palmitoyltransferase 2 L homeolog
Exons: 5
Coding region: 272-2251 (659 amino acids)
Biological process (GO): long-chain fatty acid transport; fatty acid beta-oxidation
Cellular component (GO): mitochondrion; mitochondrial inner membrane
Molecular function (GO): acyltransferase activity; carnitine O-palmitoyltransferase activity
Source: RefSeq, a predicted model, not a curated record